Rotaria sordida is the source of this 3231-nucleotide messenger RNA. NCBI's taxonomy places the organism in Eukaryota, Metazoa, Rotifera, Eurotatoria, Philodinida, Philodinidae. The record is from the annotation of a GenBank genome assembly.
AUGUCAUCUCGUCGUUUAUCUCGUAGUCAAAAUAUAAUUCCAAUACAUUAUGAUGUUCAUUUAACAACUGAUCUUGAUUCUGGUCAAUUUUGUGGUUCAGUUAAAAUAGAUUUAAUUAUAAAACAACAUGAUCAAACAUGUAUAAAACUUGAUGCAUCUCAUUUAAUAAUUGAUCUAUCAUCAAUUUCAUUAAUAUUAAUAUCAUCAUUAACUAAACUUGAAUGUACAGUUGAAACAAAUGAUUUAAAUGAAAUUCUUGAAAUACGUCUUUUAAAUGAAAAAACAUUUUCUUUCGAUAUACCAUAUCGUUUAAUUAUAAAUUCAUUUUCUGGUCAUAUAACAACACAAAAUCAAAUUGGUUUUUAUCGUUCAACUGUUGAUAUAUUAUCAUAUAAUGAUAAUAAUUCAAAUGAAACAUGUAUUAUAAAAAAACAUUAUGGUAUAACACAAAUGUCACCAACACAUUGUCGUCGUGUAUUUCCAUGUUUUGAUGAACCAUCAUUACGUGCUACAUUUGAUUUAACACUUGAUAUACCACGACAUUUGCAAGCUCUAUCAAAUAUGCCACAACUUUAUUCACAAGAUAAUUUAUUAAAUAGUGGAACAAAACGUAUACAUUUUCAACGAACACCAUCAAUGCCAACAUUUCUUUUAUGUUUUGUUAUUGGUGAAUUUGAUAUGAUUAAAGCUGAACCUGUUGAACGAUUGAAUAAAGAUAAUGGAUUAUCUCCAAUUGAACUUACAGCAUAUACAUUACCUGGUAGAAAACAUGAAGCAACAUUUGCAUUAAAUUGUGCUCAUAAAGCUUUACAUUAUUAUGCUGAUUUAUUUCAAAUUGAUUAUCCUAUGUCAAAACUUGAUCUUGUUGCUGUACCUGAUCUUUUUUAUCCAGCUAUGGAAGAUUGGGCACUUAUUCUUUUUAAGGAAGAAGAAAUGUUAAUAAAUGAAGAUCAUGCUGUUAGUAUACAAUAUCGAAAUGUAUGUCAAUCAGUAACACAUGAAAUAGCUCAUCAAUGGUUUGGUAAUUUAGUAAGCAUUCAUUGGUGGAAUGAUGUAUAUGUUGUUGAAGGUUUUGCCAAAUGGUUUGAAUAUUUGGCAACAGAUUAUAUUGUUCCUGAAUAUAAUGUAUUUUCAGAAUUUUUUUCUACACAAUUUGUACGAUAUUUUGAUUAUUGUAUUAAUAUUCUUCAUAAUGAAGCAGAUGAUAUUGAUGAAAAAGAUUUUUCAUUUGAAGGUUUUAUUUAUUCAAAAGGUUCAUGUUUAAUGCGUAUGUUACAUUUAUUUGUUGGACAAACUGAUUUUCUUGAUUCAAUUCGACUUUAUUUACAACGAUAUUCAUAUCGUACAGCAACUGCAAUUGAUUUUUGGGCAUGUGUUGAAGAAAUAACAAAAUUACCAAUAAAAAAAUUAGUUCAUAGUUGGUGUACAAAAAAAAGUUAUCCUGUUGUACAAGUCAAAAUGAUUGGAUAUGAUGAAACAACAGGAACUUAUGAUUUGGAAUUAAAACAAAUGAGUUUUUGUCGUGGUCAUGAUCAAGAAAAAAAACCAAUUGAUAAAAAAAUUUCUUGUCAUUGUAUUAAAACAAGUGAUCUUAUAUGUGAUACAAAACAUAAUAUAGAUCUAUAUCAAUCAAUUGAUAAUAAUGAUAAUGAUGAAAAUUGGAUUAUACCAAUAACAAUAUUAAAUAAUCAAUCAAAUUAUUGUUUAACAAAAUAUUUAAUGACAAAAAAUCAAGAAAUUAUACAUAUUAAUAUAAAUUCAUCUUUAUCAAUAGAAGAACAAAAUAAUGAUAAUGAACCAUUAAUAAAAAAACGUCGAUGUUUAUUAUUAACAUCAAAUUAUUUUAAAUUAAAUAUAUGUUCAGGUGGUCCAUAUCGAGUAUUUUAUUCAUCAGAUAUGUUAGAACAAUUAAUACAAGCUAUUAUAAAACAAGAAUUAAAUAUAUUUGAUAGAUUUAAUUUAGAAAAUGAUAUGUAUGCAUUAUCAAUGGGUGGUUUUACAUCUUUAGUUGAUUAUUUACAUUUACUUUUAAAUGCUUAUAUGAAUGAAUUAGAUGAUGAACUUGUUUGGAAAGAUAUUGAAAGUAAUAUUAUUCGAAUUGGAACAUUAUUAGAAUAUGAUAAACAAUUAUAUGAUUUUUAUCGAAAAUUUGUUAUUUUUUUUCAUCAAAAUUUAUAUCAAAGAAUUGGUUUAAUAUCAAAUAAUAAUGAAGAUGAAUCAGUUGCACGAAGUCGUUUAAGAUGUUUUUUAUUGGUUAUUUUAGGUACAAUUGGUUAUGAUCCAACUAUAAUAUCAAAUGCUCGUGAACAAUUACUUGUAUAUUUAAAUGAUCAAUCAGUAACUGUUCUUUGGCCAAUAUGUGCAAUAGUAGCUCAUCAUGCAUCUGAAAUUGAUUUAAAUAAUUUAUUUAAAUUAUGGGAACAAUGUCCACGUCGUGAUGAUCGUCUUCGUUGUGCAUAUGGUUUAUCAUAUGUACAAGAAUCAUCUCAAAUUGAACGUGUUUUAAAUUUAUUUACAAUAAAUAGUUCAACAAAUAAUAAUUCAAUACGUUUACAUGAACGUAUUGAAUGUUAUAAAGGUUUUUGUUUAAGUAAACAAGGUCGAUAUUAUUAUCAACGAUAUAUUGAAGAUAAUUGGUUAUUAUUAAGAACAAAUUAUAAUGAUGAAUAUCUUGAAGCACUUAUACGUGAAACAUUUGGUUAUUUUUCAACAAAAGAUGAAGCAUUACGUAUCGAAGAAUUUUUUCUUUCAUAUGAAACAUUUGAACAAAAAUAUAAAAUAAAUUUUAAAGAAACACCAUCAACACCAUGUACACGUAUAGCUGUACAUUUAUGUUUAGAUGAUAAUGAAUUAUUAACAAUUAAUAAAAAUAAUUUAUCAUCACCGCCUAUAUAUAAUCAUCAUCAUCAUCAUCAUUCAAUUAUUCCAAAUAAAGUUAAAGAAGUUGCUUCUAUUAUAGCACAUACAACACGUACACGUGCUGCUUUACUUGAACGUGAUCAUGAUGAUUUACUUGCAUUUUUUCAAUCAGAUUCUUUUUCAAUAUCAUCACCUACUUCAAAUGCAUCAAGUCAGAUUCUUUCAAUUAAUACAACAAAUAUAAUAUCAUCUUCUUCAUCAAUAACAACCACAACAAGUGGAAAUAAACGAAAACGACGAGUUUCUUCAUUAAAUACUAGUAGUUCAUCUCCACCUGUACGGAAUUUAUUAGCAUCGGAUACAAGUGCUUAA